AUGGUAGAGUCCGACACGCAGGAGAGACAGGGGGAGAUGAAGGAGGAGCUGGCGCAGGUGCACAAUGCGCUGCGCAAGCGCAGGACGUGGUGGAGUUCAGAGGAACGGUUCAAAGAGCCGGGCAAACGCCCCCGCGAAGGGGGGCUGGCAGCCGAACAGACGGGCCCGGAAGAGCACAGGCAGGAGCAUGACGAGAUGAUAGCAGAGAAAAUGCCGCCCCCACUCGGCAUGGACUUGAAGGCCCCACGCCAGCGGAACCGACAUGGAGGAUGCCGGAACCCAGUCAACAUGGAAGACCCCGAGCAGCUGAGCAAGAGGCUGGAGGGGCAGAAUGCGCGGGCGGCGGAGAAGCGAGAUGGCGAGGAAUACUUAGACAAGCACAGCGAUGUCUACAAGUGCAGAAACGACGCGGGCGCGCGCGGGAACAAGUUAGAUGACAUCCGCGUCAAGCGUCGCCAGUCCCAGGCUGCUCUUGUGGAUGGGCGCGGCGCCAUCGCCAGCAAGCACGACUGCACGAACGCCCUCGCGAGCACGAAACGCAACCGCCGGCUGGCAUCGGUCUUCGCCGCGUUGAAGGAGGACGACUCACUGUUCGCUGUCGAGGCGCUAGCCUGCGCGUCAAUGAGCAUGGCGCGCGCAGACGACUGGCUGCGCGCGUGCAAGGGCCGCGCGAGGGGCGCUAAUGGGAUUCGCCUUGCGCCCAAGGCAUGGCGCCAGGGAGGAAAGGGAGGGGGCGAGAUGCAGACACUACAUGAUACAAUGGGCCAAGUUCACGAAGAAGAGCGCGACCUCUCGCUCAACGCAUUCAUGGACAACAUCACCAAGAUCCACGCAGUGGCAUCGUCGGUGCCGCUCCCGCAGGAGUCUGGAGUUAGCGAGCACCAGUUGGGACUUGCUCAGGUCGAGACGGGGCCGCAGGGCAGCUGCAAGGGCACGCCGGUGAAGGACAUGAGAGCUUUGGGGCCACGCCGACCACGAGAUCAAGGAUGCGCCGGAGAGAUCAAGAGGAGGUGCGAGGCCAUGCAGUGGGCUUGCAGACAAUAUGGGCGCUUCUGGUCUUCGAGAAUUUCAGACGCGAUCACGAAGGAGAUGUUCAAGGCGUUUGUUCCGGGUGCAGGCCUCAGUGAAUUGGCGACACUUGUGCUGGGGGAACGUCGCUUGAAGGCGCUCGACAGUACGAUGUCACACACAGCGGACGACUACGAGGAGUUCGACUUAAGAGCGUGCAUCAACGGACUUCAGGGACUGGCCCUCUGCUCUGCAGCAGAGAUGAGGGAUGUGAUCUGCAUGGCCUCGGACUCCAUCCUCAUGUCAGACAGCAAUUGGGCGCCUCGGAAGUCGAUGGCAGCGGGGCAGAACUACGGGAACCAGGUCGGGGAGAGGGGCGGGGGGCGCAAGAUGGGGCCGCCAGGCAUCCACGCGGGCACAGUGCCCAUGGCCGCGAUCACAGAGACGAUCAAGAUGCGCAAGGUCAGCGAGAGCAACAAGACGCGCAACAUCAAGAACAGGAGCCCGAACGAGGACGAGCGGGAGAUCUGGGAGGAGGGCCCGGGCAGGAUCCAGGUCGGCAUCAACGAGUUCCCCAGCGCCAGAGCGGCUCGCCUCCGCCUCAUCGUGCGCGCCAACGCCUUCCGCAGCGCCGUGGACCCCCUGGGCGCCCUGGCGUGGCACGCGCUGGCACCGGCGGAGCAGGACGCUCUGGCAACGGCGGACCCUGGCAAGGUGCCGUGCACGCGCCUGUCGCUCUUCCUGCGCGCGUCGCUGAUCAACCACAGCGAGGCGCCGAACGCGGCGUGGCUGGUCGCUGGCGGCGUGAUCGCGGUCCGCGCCACGGAGUCAGGCCGACGUGCACACACGGAGUUCGGAUCCACGGGCGCAGUCACGCGGCACGCAGACGGGGAGAUGGCGUUUGUGCCCGCGGCAGUUGCUGCGGCUUGCGCUCCUGCGGCAGCUCGGCUGUGCCAGCCAAGACCGUAUGUCUGCGGUAGGAGAUGGUGCCGUGCGUUCCCGCUGCGCCGUGUGGACAAGAGGCUGGCGGCACAGGCUCCAUGGGCGCUGGCUGGGCGGUGGUUAGGCUGGGCCAGGGAUUGGCAAAGGCUUUGA
This is a messenger RNA of Prorocentrum cordatum, 2103 nucleotides long. The record is from the annotation of a GenBank genome assembly. NCBI's taxonomy places the organism in Eukaryota, Dinophyceae, Prorocentrales, Prorocentraceae.